Camponotus floridanus (Florida carpenter ant) is the source of this 2554-nucleotide messenger RNA. RefSeq names its product J domain-containing protein CG6693. The transcript has 2 exons. Gene Ontology annotation, molecular function: heat shock protein binding. The record is from RefSeq and is a predicted model, not a curated record. Lineage: Eukaryota; Metazoa; Arthropoda; Insecta; Hymenoptera; Formicidae. The coding region runs from base 237 to 1991 and encodes 584 amino acids. Gene Ontology annotation, cellular component: cytoplasm; nucleus.
UAAAUAAGUAACCUACGAAUGCGAGAACUGCUUCAGUCCGCGUUACAAUUAGUUCGGUUCUCGUUAAUCGUAAAGUAUAGACAAAAAGGGAAAUCUCUCUGGCGAUGAUCAUCGCAUUUUAUUCCAUUUAUCGAAAUAUCGAAAUUAAUGAGAUAAAAGACGAAUAGUUUUGUUUUAUUGUUAGUUGAAGGAAUAAAUUGUAUCGUUCGCUCUUGUAAUACUUCUAUACUGAAGAAAUGAAGAAUAGUGGCGCAACUCUAGCUUUAAUCAUCCUGUUGAACACGUUUGUCAGCGAUGUUGUUGCAUCGUGCAGAAGGAUCGCGAAUGAGGAGAUGUUGGAAUACUUUUGCGAAAGUGGCCAGCCCAGCGAUUUGAUCACCAUACCCGAGACAACCGAGAAACUGCGCAUCACCAGGAUGCACCUAGGCCGAAUUACCGCCGAUACAUUUUCGAGAUUCGGCGGGAAUCUCUGGGUGUUGAGUUGCUUGUAUUGCGAGAUCACCGACAUCGACCCGGACGCCUUUCGACAACUCAUUAAUCUUCAGCAACUCAGCUUAAAUAAUAAUUAUCUGACCACUGUGAAAGCAUCAUGGUUUGAGGGACUCGAUUUCCUGACAUAUCUUGAUCUCAACUACAAUAAUAUACACGAUAUCGAGGACGAUGUUUACAGGAAUCUACCGAGUCUCAUAGACCUUCGAGUCUCGGGUAAUCAACUGCGCUGCUUGAAUCUCAACGAAAUGUCGUAUCUGAAGGAAUUGAAGCGCAUCUUUCUCAGCGAGAAUUCCAAUUUUGCUUGUCCGCACGCCGUAAGUGAGUUUCUAGAAAAGCAAAACGUUGCUUUUGAGCCAGAUCCCGAGUGGAGAAAACUCGCCAGCGACACGAUCGAUGUUCCGCCGAGCUACAUGGAAGAAGAUCAUAGAACCUUGCAUUCUGACGAGAGACCGGAGCAGCCGGAAAUGCCCUAUAUACCUCCGACGAGAGAUAGGAUGUUUCAUCAGGAUCAUUAUGCGGAGCAUCGUUACCGUCAGAGAAGACCAACUACUACUGUACGACCGACAACGUCCAGGCAAAACGAAAUACCGCGAGUGGAGCCGAGAUUUCCGCCUACAAGAACUUCUCCACCGGAUUCAUCCUCGCAUCAAGUAAUGAUAUGGAGACCUUCCGAAUCUAUCAGAAUGAUAGGAAUCACUAACCAGGGACCACAAACGGAACAUAUCUCGAUGUAUCCGCAGCACGUUCUGACGUAUGAAACGACGCCUUAUCCGAAAGAUUCCAUUUUGGAGAGAUUGCGAGCUGCAGAAUCGUCUGCGGGAUCCUCCGUAAAAGAUAAUCAUGAAACAACAGUAAAAUCCGAUAGAUUAUCCCAGACGGGAACUACUUUAACGUAUCCACUAUACUUUGCAACGUCCAACGAUUGGGACAGAAUGACCCCUGGAUCCAUCGAAGUGUCGCAUCACAGCGAUUCCGACACGAUUACUAUCGACUCUUGGUCCACCGAUCACUCGAACAGACAUCCGGACUGGAGUAAUAAGCAAUCUUCCCCUCCGAUCGGGAGCAGUGAUGAUAGAUGGUUGCCAAACACAUCGAAUUAUUCACAUAAAAUGAUCGACGAAUCAUCGAACACCGGCAAUAUUCCAGUCGACAAUGUUCCAGUUGAUCAAGUGGAUCGAUCGGAGACUGCGACGAUGAUGUCCAACAUACAUUACGUCAGACCUUCGAUAGUUUCAUCUCCGGAAUUGAUAUACUCACCUUCAAGCCCGGGAGAGUCUGGCGAGUCCCACCAAGGAACUCCCUAUGAAGGAACGGCGCAUCCGCCCUUAUACAAUUACGAGCUGUCAACUAACGAUGAUGUCACGACGACGGACAAGCCACUACCCGAGUGUCCGACUAGAAACUCGGCAAAUUUCUCGAGAAUCCGAUCGUACAUCAUUGUAUUAACGAUGUCCCUUAUUAUCACUAUCUUUGGACACGUCAUCGCGGAGGGAUUUUAAAUCUCGUGCACGCCCCUCUUAUCUCCAACCGGAUCGGAUUGAAACGAAUUGUCACGUGAAAUAAAUUCCGAGUAAUUAAAUGUAUCACACGAGAGAGAAUCAGAUUGACAUUUUACCAUACAACGAAUAAUGUAGUACAUUCAAGCGUCGCGUUGUGCCACGAACUUGAGCGCGCAUUUAUGUGUAUUUAGAGAGCAUUAGAAUUCUUCUCCCCCAUAUAUAUAUAUAUAUAUAUAGCUAUCGAGUACCUGCUUAAGAAAGCUUUAUAGAAUAUUAUUAACCAGACGCAUAUCUAUUAUCAAAAGCGUGUUUCGAGACAUCUUUUCUCUGAAAUGGAACUGUUAUUUUCCGGAAACGACGAAGCCAACUAAAUCUCAUGUUGGGCAAAGGAAGCAGCGGAAGCUGAGCGUCUGGAAAAGAUGCUGAAGAUAGAGAACGAGGAAAAUGCAACCGCGAACGAUCUCGCACUAGUGAUUCAAAAUCGUAACAGGGCUCGCGCCAGUCAAUCGGAUAGUUUCUUCGACUCGUUGAUUGAGAAGUACGCGAAGAACGCUGAGAAAUCG